AUCAGUGACCGGUUGAACGUGAAGGCGGGGGUUUCUUAGUGAACUUUAAUCCUUCUGUUUAUAAAAACAGGAAAUAUCCCCUUUCGACCCCAACUUUGCAGACACAGCGAAAGUUUUAGACGGUGCACAUGUAAUGUAACCUUUGCAGACACUACUGACGAAGUAACGGCCAUGGAGCAAGAAAAUGUCGCCGUGGUAGUGCAUUCAGCUGGGGUCCUCAAACUGGAAACUGUCCCUGUUCCAGAACCUGGCCCACAUGAGGUACUAUUACAGAUGCACUCUGUAGGCAUCUGUGGGUCAGAUGUACAUUAUUGGCAACAUGGAAGGAUUGGAGAUUUUGUUUUGACAAAACCAAUGAUUUUGGGACAUGAAGCAUCAGGACGGGUUUUAAAAACUGGAUCAGCAGUGGAACAUCUUAAACCAGGUGAUCGAGUUGCUAUUGAACCUGGUGUUCCCCGUGAGAUUGAUGAAUUUUGCAAAAAUGGGCGAUACAAUCUUUCUCCUUCCAUUUUCUUCUGUGCAACUCCACCUGACAAUGGGAAUCUCUGUAGAUAUUACGUUCACAACGCCAACUUCUGUUACAAGCUUCCUGAUUGUGUGACAUUUGAAGAAGGAGCUUUGAUUGAGCCCCUUUCUGUUGGAAUUCAUGCUUGUCGAAGGGCAGGUGUGACUCUUGGUAGCAGAGUUUUCAUCUGUGGAGCAGGACCAAUUGGACUCGUGUGUUUGCUUAUUGCAAAAGCAAUGGGAGCUGCCCAGGUUGUUAUAUGUGAUCUCUCUGCUGAAAGACUCCAGAAAGCUAAAGAAAUGGGAGCUGAUUUUAUUAUUCAAGUAGCUGGAGAAAGGCCUCAGGUCUUGGCUGACCGAGUGAAGGGCUUGCUUGGAUGUAUGCCAGAAAUCUCUAUUGAAUGUACUGGCGUAGAAUCGUGCAUCCAGACUGGCAUUUAUGCAACUCGUUCUGGUGGAGUUCUUGUCCUCGUAGGGCUUGGCCCAGAAAUGGUAAAAGUUCCCAUUGUAAAUGCUGCUGUGAGAGAGGUGGAUAUACGUGGAAUCUUUCGAUACUGUAACACGUGGCCCAUGGCGAUUUCCAUGCUUGCUUCCAAGAAGGUGAAUGUGAAACCCUUGGUGACUCAUCGCUUCCCCUUGGAGAAGGCACUGGAGGCGUUUGAAACAACAAAACGAGGCCUGGGGGUCAAAGUGAUGAUUCGCUGUAAUGUGACUGAUGAGGAGCCCUGAUGAACGGCACAGAUUUGAUUCUCUGGAUGCAGUUAAAUGGAAGAGACGGAUUUGGUGGCUUGACACAUAGUCACCUUCACAGAGAAGCUCAACUCUAGUCACCUGCAUCUGCCAUUGAAUGUUAGGAUUUUUAAUAAAAAUAUCACUGUAUUA
Messenger RNA from Erpetoichthys calabaricus (reedfish), 1386 nucleotides. RefSeq names its product sorbitol dehydrogenase (gene sord). The record is from RefSeq and is a predicted model, not a curated record. NCBI's taxonomy places the organism in Eukaryota, Metazoa, Chordata, Cladistia, Polypteriformes, Polypteridae. The transcript is spliced from 10 exons. Gene Ontology annotation, molecular function: L-iditol 2-dehydrogenase (NAD+) activity; zinc ion binding. The coding region runs from base 172 to 1233 and encodes 353 amino acids. Gene Ontology annotation, biological process: D-sorbitol catabolic process.